AUGCUGAGAGCAGGAGCACUCCUUUGCCUCUUGGUGCUGCUGCUGCCGCUGCCGCUCCCCAGGAGCUCCCCCAGCGAUGAGCCUGCUCCUCCAGCUCCAGCCCGUCAGGCCUCCAGGCAGAGCCUCCACAGGCGCCUCCAAGUUGUCCUUUUGCCCUCCCCAGGGUCCCCCCGGGGCCCCAAGUUCAUCCCCAACCCUCGCCCAGGGCCCAAUUUGGGGUUCCCUUUAGGCCGGGACCCUGAGCCUGCACCUGACCCUGUAGCCGCCUCUGAUUGGGGCUCCAAAUGGGACCUGGCUCUAGGCUCCAUGCCAGCUCCAGGCCCAGGUUGCCAGGGUGCCCCCUGCCCUCCCCUCCCUCCCCACUUCAAAGGGAGAUCAGGUCCCAGCUCUGUUCCCGGGGGGCCUGCAGAGGCUGCCUUGCUCCAUAUUCUCAGUGCUAGUUCCCUUCCCCUUUCCCAGAGGUGCUUUGGGGCUCUCCACCUCUCUUGGGGCCUCCAGGCCAGCGGGUCCAAGCUGACCUUCAGGCUGUACCAGCCCCAGGGCCGAGGCCACUGCCAGGUCUGGAAAGUGACCUGCAACCCUUAUCUCGGGGCUGGUGGCCUCUUCUGUAGCCCUGGCCUAGGAGCCCCCAAGUGGACACUGGCCCAAUUCCUCUUGCCAGGCCGGGGUUGGGCCUGGGGCUCACGCCAGGUCAUUGGGCCAGCCCUGGAAGGAGACCUGCACCUGGUCAACAGCAUCCUAGGCUUCCGAGUGAGGAGUGGCACUCUGAGCCUGAAUCUCCUACAGGCCCAGACUGGCUCCUAUGGACAUGGCAUCUAUUACUCCAGGGCAGCCCCAGGCCAUGGCAGGGCUUGGCAGGCCCAGACCCAUCUCAUUUUCUAUCAACAGCAAGGCCUGUCCUGGCUGUUUGCCUUGGAUCGCUGGCACCGUCUGAGUGUGCAUCUCUCUCUCAGCCCCAAAGGGGUGGCCUUCUUUGGGAUCAGGCCCCCCAGAGACCUGGAAGUGCACUUUUUCAACAGCAGCCCCUUGAAGGCCAAUGGACCCUUCUACCUGCUGUGGUUCAUCCCCUUACAGCAUCCUCUCCUGGCUCCCCAGUGGACUUUUCGCCUGCAGCUCCCUGGGACCAGCCUCGGGCUCAACCGGACAUACACGUACCAGGAUCGGAUCCCGAGCGCCUCCCGCUUCAUGCGUCGCUCGGUCUUGCCAUUCCACCCUGACGGCUAUGCGGGCUUCGUGGAGAAAGCCGAGUGCACCAGCAGCGGCCUGGAGCCAGUCAUCUUAGAAGCCUCCUUGGACAAGUAUGGCUCCAAAGUGCUCAAGACAUCCGUAGCGUGUGUGAAGAACCCUUGCUCCAUCAAAAAGGUGAUAAUCUAUACGGGUCCCUUAGUUAACAGAGGCCAGUUUGAGAUUUAUCAAAACUUCACUGCUUACGCAGAUUUCCAAUGUCCCGAGCCCUAUAACAUGUCCCACCAGUGGUCUGUCUUUAGCGAACUUACUAAUGGAAUUGUUACGUGGGGAUUAAGAAAACCAGUUCGUGCAGCCUGGAUCGACGCGGCCAAAGAGGGCUACAUAGUCGUUCCAGUGAAUACCUUGGCACCGGAGGAGUAUAAAUUGCAAUACAAGCUGACCAUCACCACUGCUGACAAGAAGUCGGUAUCAUCCUCUACCUUUACACAUUUUAGGGUUAGUAAACAACCCCUGACUGCCAACAUUGAAGGAGGGCUUGCCCGCUCGGUGCCUUUCAAUGAGAGAUGGGUUUUGAAUGGGUCAAACUCCUCAGACCCCACAGCUUCUAAACCUACUGAGAACCUGAUGUACCGCUGGUACUGUACCACCAACUAUACCCACCUCGAAUCUAGGAACCUCCCCGUCUGGAGCACAGAUACCUGCCUUCCUCAGCUGUCAAAUCUGAGGUGGUUUGAUGCAAGGGAUGCUGUGGUUCCCGUGUUACCAGAAACACUCCAGGGCAACCGGACUUACUAUUUCGUCCUGCUGGUUAUAAAGGAUCAGCGGCUAGCGUAUGCGUUUCAGAAUGUCACCGUAUUGCCGAGCCCUCCACCGAGAAUAGACUUCUCCUGUAUUGAAAAUUGUGGCAAGAACUUAGUUUUAACAGAUCGCUUUUCCUUGUCUGGCGCGUGCCCAGACUGUGGGGUCAGGCCUAUGGAGUAUUUGUGGUCGAUCGUGGACGCUGCGAAGAGGGAAAUUCCAUUUGAUUGGACACACUGGAGCACUACUGGAAGGGCCAGUAGUUACCUGUCGAUUAAAGCUUACGCUUUUAAGGAUUUUCAAGACAAGACGUGUUCUGUUUUUCUCCAUACAUCAGGUUGGGGCGGAAACUUCUUAGUGGCUAACCAUUCCUUUUAUGUCAAUUCUCCACCGCGCAACGGUUACUGUGACAUUCGCCCCAACAAAGGCAUUGCCCUGCUAACCAGAUUUGUGGUCCGCUGUAGGAGCUUCAUAGAUGAGAACUUACCUCUGCAUUUUAAAAUCAUAGCUUCGAAUUUCUGGGGUGUGGAUAAUAUCAGUUCUAUAGUUGACAAUACUCUGGGGACUGUGAUGUACUUUGGGAUUAAAUCUGUGACUCCUCCUUCUUUUCUUCCUAUUGGGAUGCCAGUCAAUCACUACUUGGUGACGAUAUAUGCUCAGGUCUACGAUUCUCUGGGGACCUUCUCCCAAGUGACCCUGCAUGCCACUGUGAAUUCUCCCCUGGGCAGAGCCUCCCCCAAAACUGUGUUGAAUUACCUGUCAAGCCUCACUCAGAACACACCUGGUACAACGAUGACCGCUCUGUUUCAGAAAGGAGAGUUUGUCCAAGCAGGUUAUCUCGCCUAUCUGGUGGUUUCCCUUUUGAAUGAUGUGAAACCUCCACCCAGCUUAGAAGCACAAUACUCGGAAAUCCAACGUCGCCUCUUCAACAUUUCCAGGGUCCUACCCAUCAACACCUUGGAGGAAAUUAACCAAGUGACCGUAAUGACUAUGGGGCUCACCCAGAAAGGGCCUGGCUUGACUACAGAGGUCCAGGAGGUGGCCACCAGCAGGCUAAUAGAAGUAAACUAUGCACUGAAGAGAUACAGGGAAAAGGAAAAAAAAUUCCGUUCGGAACAAAUAGAAAUAGUGAGUACCGGCAUCUCGUCCAGUUUGUCUAAUAUCCUCAAAAGCGAGAUCGAAGUGGACAGGAUUAACAAGACUCUCCAUGUGGCAGAACUGCUAGCGAGUACAGUUUUAGCUGUUAAAUUCCCCGGGGAGUGCGAGACAGUCAUAACAUCCCCAAGCCUCAGAAUAAGUGUCAGGAAGGAUGAGAAGCAUCAUCUCGACAAGGCCUUCUUAGCCAAAAAAGACUGCCAGAAUUGCUUUUACCCAACGUUGAGAAAAAACGACUCUGCGUACUUGGCCAAAGGCGGUCCCAUUUCUACUGCGUUUUAUGAGUUUAAGGAAGGGCCUUUCGCUGGGCUCGGUGAAGGUAAAGGCCCCUCUACGGAUGUGGUCGGCUUCCAGAUGAACGAGAUCACAGAGAACGGGACCAUCCGGGAGGUCAUCCCAGAUCUUGUGGAAGUCUUUAUCCUCAGGAAAAACUUGUCGGGGGCUGCCUUUAACAUCACUGUGGGACCGGACAAAGACCUCCCCAGGACGACCUCGGGAGUCUUCUCUUUUCUGGUGUUUGGAACGUAUGAAGAGGUCCUCCUCGAGAUCAUCACGGAAGUAAGGGUCAUGUUCAAGGUUUUAAUCUAUAAGGGAAACAACGUCACCAACAAGCUCCCGAUUGCUUCCUUCUUGGUUCCCGCUGACCUGCCACCAGUGGCAAAUGAGAGUAAGCUCUUUGACCCUGCCUGCAAAGUCAAGUUCAAGGUCCCUCGCCUCAUUUGCCUCAGUCAAUCCCUGCUUGAAGCUACAGCCCAAGACGGCUUUGCCUCCAACUGGAGCGUCUCGGUGGUGUUACAGGCUCCCCCUAUUGUCAUGUCGCCAAAUUACCAACUGGUGAAUAUUUCUGUUUUCAUGGCAGAGUGUCUGAACAUGGACGGAGUUGAGAAAGAGUGGGGCAAGGAAGACUGCAAGGUGGGGGACAAAACCAGCUGGUGGAGAAUCCAUUGCAUCUGUCAGAUAAAGUCCAAGCCCAGGAAUGAAAGCAAGCCCGACGAGCCAUUGGACGCCAUAUCGAGAAUCAAAUACCUGUCUGCCCGCAUGAUCGUGAUCCCUAACAGCAUUGACCUGCGAAUGGAAAUCCUCAAGACCGUUCCCCAGAACCCAGUGGCCGUCUUCACUGUGGUCCUCAUCAUUUUCACCUACCUGGUGCUGGCUUUCUGGGCCCUGCACAAAGAUGAAUCAGACAGGAUUCGCCGAGAACAUGUGAUCCUCCUUCCCGACAAUGACCCUUAUGAUCAUAUUUGCUACCUGGUGACCUUCUACACGGGCAGCCGCCUGGGUGCUGGGACCAAGGCCGAUGUCUUCGUCCAGCUCCUGGGGAAGGAUGCCUCCAGUGAUGUGCACUGCCUGAGUCACCCCAGCUUUACCACCUUCUCCAGGGGCAGCACUGACUCUUUCCUACUGACAACUAGAAGUGACCUGGGGGACCUGCGGGCCAUCCGGGUGUGGCACAACAACGAAGGCAGCCACCCCAGCUGGUACCUGAGCAGAGUUAAGGUGGAGAACAUCUUCAACAGGGACAUCUGGUUCUUCUUGUGCAGGUCGUGGCUCUCCAUCAGCAAGUCCCUGGAGCAGACCUUUCCAGUGGCUGACAAGGGGCAGCCCAUCAACAAGAAUGACUUCUUCCAAAUCUUUUCCUCAGACAACCUGGGCACCAGCCACCUCUGGCUGUCUGUCUUUGCCAGCGUGGUCACGGGGCCAUUCAACCGGCUCCAGCGGCUGUCCUGCUGCCUGACUCUGCUCAUGAACACUCUGCUGUGUAACAUCAUGUUCUUCAACAUGGAGGGCGAAGUAGAGGUCUAUCCCAGGGAGCUGAAGUUGCUGCGGACAAUAAUGAGGGGGAUCGAGAGUGCGCUGAUUUGCGAGCCCAUGCAGAUCGUCCUUGCUUCCUUGUUCACCUACUCCCACAGGAGGGUCAAACCAGUGGCUGUUACCCAGGUGGCUCCCCACGUUCACCCCUUCGUGAAGUCUCCCUUCCAAAACUGGAAAGAGCGCCUAGAACUGUGGUACAGCCUCGAGACGGCCCGCAAGCAGGCUCUGGGUGAUGGCGUCCUCAGAAAAAAGCAGGCCUCUGGGAGCAACGUUACAAUUCCUGAGGCAGCAGCCAAUGCUAUCACGGAAACCAAGGGGAAGCCCCCCAGCUCUGCAGCUUUUCUGGAGAAGAACGUGACUGGCACGAAGGCUGCGGAUGUAGCAAUAAGCAAGGAGGAGCAGACUUCUGAAGGGUCCCUGGGUUCAUCAGCCUCUUUGGUAAGAAGAAGCAACGCACCAAAGGAGGGCCAAGAAGUAGAGCCUGCUUCAGGAGAGUCCCCAGAAACGAGUUCCAAAAAAGUGCUGCUUUUCGAAGCUAAGCCUCGCUUUUUAUUCCACUGGUGGUGCAUCUAUGUGGCCUGGCUCUUGGUCAUUGGCAGUACUGGUGUGUCCUCCUUUUUCAUUAUCAUGUAUGGAUUAACAUAUGGAUAUGAGAAAUCAAUGAGCUGGCUUAUUACUUCCGCAACUUCCCUGUUUGAGUCGAUAUUUAUCAUCCAGAUAGCCAAGAUACUGCUCGUGUCCGGAAUCAGGUCAAGUAGGACCAAGUAUUGUACGAACAUUCCAUGGACCACCAGAUAUAAUUUCAUUGAGAUCCGACUUCAAGGGCUUGACUUGAAUGCUGAUGAAUCAAGAGAGCUGCACUAUGAAAUCAUCCGGGUGCGAGGCACAAGGAUGUACCAACCAUUAGUCCAAGAUGAGAUCAGAAUAUUCAGAAGAAGGAAGAAAAUUAGGGACAGGGCACUCAUGUUUUUGAAGAAUAUCAUCAGCCAUUUAAUCUUUCUGACUCUCUUGUUAUGCAGCAUCUCUGUAGCUAGGCCCUGCCACAGCUUCCACCACAACCAAGCCAUGCAGAAUCAAUUCUCCUUGAACCUCACCACCAUCACCGAACUGGGGGACGUCUACAAGUGGCUCACUGGAGUCUGGCUGCCCUUGAUCCACAAUGAUGAGAAGCCAACUUUUCUCUCUAACAGCUGGUCCAAAAUUCUUGGCUUUCCCAAGAUGAGACAAGUGAGGGCCAAGUCCAUCAUAAGAGAGUGUUUUCUCUCUGGCACCAUGGUUGAUAGGUUAAUGAAAAAAGGCAUCCGCUGCCAUAGCCAGUACAGCCAGGUCAUGGAGGAUCAGAAAAAUUAUGGCAGAUUGUGGAGUACCCGCAGUAAAUUUUCUCUGGAUCCAAGGCCAGUCAGCUUCAUGUAUGAGCCAAAUCUCGGGAAAUGGAACUAUUAUUCCUACGGAUUGUCUCAUGUCUAUGGAUCAGGGGGGUACGCGUUUUAUUUCUUCCCCAAGCAGCAGCAGUAUAAUUCUACCACACGGCUGCAGGAACUUCAAGAAGGCCGGUGGCUCGAUGAAAAGACAUGGGCCGUGAUCCUGGAGCUGACCACCUUUAAUUCGGACACAAGUUUAUUUUGUACCAUCUCGAUUGUCUUUGAAGCGUCCCCACUCGGGGUCAUCAAUCCAAGCCUGGCCGUCCACUCAUUUGGUCUCCCCCUCUCCUAUAGGGGGAGCCAUCUUGAGAUGUAUCUGUAUGGAGUUGCCCUCGUAUUUAUCGUGCUGUUUCUAAUCGAUGAAGCCGUCAUCAUCUACUGGGAAAAGGAGAACUACGUCAAGAAUGUUUUCAAUUUCCUUAGCCUUGGCCUCAAGUUAAUGUUUCUCACACUUAUUUUGCUUUUUUUUGUGAAGUUCAGGUUGGUCAAGGACCUCCUUGAUUUUUACCUUCAGAACCCAGAUGGUUUCACUCCAUUUCAUGUAAUUUCCCUUGUUGAUCAGGGCCUGGGCAUCAUUCUAGGCUUCCUGGGCUUCCUGACCAUUCUGAAGACACUGACAUAUUCAAGAUUCUUCUAUGAUGUACGGCUGGCCCAGACAGCCAUCUUGGCGGCCCUCCCAGGCAUCUUCCAUAUGGCCCUGCUUGUGGGAGUGUACAUCUUUAUGUAUGUGACCUUUGGCUAUCUUGUGUUUGGCCAGCACGAAUGGCACUAUAGCAAUCUCAUCCAUUCCACCCAGACCAUUUUCUCCUACUGUGUUUCAGCCUUCAGGGACACUGCAUUUUUAAAUAAGGAGGUCCUUGGGGGUCUGUUCCUGGCCUCAUUUAUGCUAGUGAUGAUCUGUGUCUUAAUUAACUUGUUCCAGGCUGUGAUUCUGUCCACCUACGAGGAGAUGAGACAGCUUGUAUAUGAGGAGCCGGCGGCAGAAGUAGAGGCAAUGACCUUUCUCUUUCACGAGGCCAGGAAUCUUUGGCGCUCCCUCACUUGCCGGGCACCUUUCCGGGAGCAGCCCACCUACUUCAGUGAUAUGCUCUACGGCCAUCCAGGGAGUCAAAGGCACCAGCGCUUGGGGCUUAAAAGCAGAAACAUCAAUGGAAAAAGGGUGACAUAUGUGGCGGUAUGAAGGGGAGUCAUUUCGA
This is a messenger RNA of Gracilinanus agilis (Agile Gracile Mouse Opossum), 7570 nucleotides long. RefSeq names its product polycystin family receptor for egg jelly (gene PKDREJ). The record is from RefSeq and is a predicted model, not a curated record. The transcript has a single exon. Gene Ontology annotation, cellular component: membrane. Gene Ontology annotation, biological process: detection of mechanical stimulus. Gene Ontology annotation, molecular function: calcium ion binding; protein binding; calcium channel activity. Lineage: Eukaryota; Metazoa; Chordata; Mammalia; Didelphimorphia; Didelphidae. Bases 1 to 7554 code for a protein of 2517 amino acids.